Molecule: messenger RNA, 922 nt
Organism: Trichobilharzia szidati
Lineage: Eukaryota; Metazoa; Platyhelminthes; Trematoda; Strigeidida; Schistosomatidae
Source: the annotation of a GenBank genome assembly
AUGUUUGUUUAUUUUUCUCUAUUAACAGAUGAAUUUCAUGAACAGUCUACAAUACAAUUUUACAAUAAAGUAUCACAAACACGUAAACGACGUAAAACUCGUACAACUUUUUCUAAUUCUCAAUUAAGUGAAUUAGAGAAUAAUUUUCAUCGUCAAAAGUAUCUGACACCAUCCGAUCGGGAUCGAAUUGCUAAACAUUUAGGAUUAACUAAUACACAGGUUAUUACAUGGUUUCAAAAUCGUCGAGCUAAACUGAAAAGAGAAGCUGAAGAACUUGAACGCGAUGUAAUGGCUUUAAGAAAACAAAAACAACAAAAAUUCAAUUGUUUUUCAUUACCUGUUCAUGAAGAUGACGAUGAUAAUGAUGAUGAAGAGUCAGGAGAGGAUGAGGAAAAAUGUCACAAAGAUGACUGUGAUGAAUUUAUACAGGUACAGGCGAAUCAUUCAAAACUUUUAACACAAGCACUUACAUUGUCACGAGUGUCAUCCACCUCUAUACCAAUGAGGGAUUCAUUGGAUGGCAGACGCAGUGUACUUAAUCCUUCUCAUAUAAGUCGUCCGAAUGCAUUCAUUGGUUCAACGGCGGAUGAAAGAACACGACAAACAGAAUCAAGCAUAUCACUUGAUUAUAACAGAAUGAAUAAUGAAAAUUAUUUUAAAAAUUUCCAUUUUCAUGAAAAACAAAUUCCUUUACUUACUCUUAAAAAUAACGAUAGCACUGACGAUGUUUACCAUGGUGAUAAUGAUAGAAACAAGCAAAGAUCAUUUGAAAAAUCGAAUCAAAUAUGGUGUCCUGCAUUAGAAUUAGAACAAGAAAGUAGUUAGGCAACAUUUCUCAGCCUUGUACUUACUGAUUAAUAAACAGUUUCACUUCUUUUAUGUUUUCAUUGUAAAAAAUACUGAAGAAUGAACCAAUUCAGAU